AUGCCGGAGAUGCGGCCUUUGCCUGCUUCUUCAUUAUCAUCGGCCCCUGCGGAGGCAGCUGAGGUAACGGGAGCUACGCCCUCGACCGAGGAAACGGCUCGGCAAGAUCUAUCAAAUUCCCACCAAGUUCGCCAGGAGCAAGAGACAAAUGGGACGACCGAGGCACCGAGAUCCACGCCCCGAACGGCGGCCAGGAGGACUCGCACGACCAAAGCAUCACACUCAGCCGCGAGAGAAGAAACAGCAACAGGCCCUCCAUCUAGCACCACUCGCACCGAAAUCAACCCCCUACCUCCGCCGGCAACAACAAUAGCCUCGCGAGAUGAACCGGCCCGUACCAGCUCAUCCACAGCACGGGCGCCGGCCGCGCGCAAAUCCCGCUACACGACCCUCCCGACAGACGUCGACGCCGCGCUGCGUCUUCUGUACGCCGAGCUCGAGACGGCCCACGAGCUCCGGCACAAGGUCGGCGACGUCGAGAGCCAGGUCGCGCAGAUGCAGCGGGAGCUCCAGCUGCGCAACAGCGAGCUCGCGGUGGCCAGGCGGGCGGCGGACGUGGGCCGCGUCUCGGCGUCGGAGAUGGAGCAGUUGCGGGCGCAGGCUGCGCUGGGGGAAACGGCUGUCGAAGAGGCGGCUGGGUUGAGGGCGGAGAAUAGGAGCUUGCGCGCCGAGUUGGAGGUGAGUCGGGAGAAGCUGGUUGAGAGUGAGCGGGCGCUGGAGGAGUGGAAGCGGAAGCUUUCGGCGUUGAUGUCGUAG
Molecule: messenger RNA, 756 nt
Organism: Colletotrichum fioriniae
Lineage: Eukaryota; Fungi; Ascomycota; Sordariomycetes; Glomerellales; Glomerellaceae
Source: RefSeq, a predicted model, not a curated record